Messenger RNA from Gaeumannomyces tritici R3-111a-1, 1407 nucleotides. RefSeq lists its product as hypothetical. Bases 1 to 1407 code for a protein of 468 amino acids. Lineage: Eukaryota; Fungi; Ascomycota; Sordariomycetes; Magnaporthales; Magnaporthaceae. The transcript is spliced from 6 exons. The record is from RefSeq and is a predicted model, not a curated record.
AUGUCGAGCAGCGACGGCAGCGCCGCCAUGGACCCCGCGGCCCAGGCGGCAGCCAUCGCCAAGGCCGAGGCCACCUUCCGCUCCUUCACCAUCGAGCUCUUCACCCUCUUCGGCAUCGGCGCCCUGAGCACGGUGCUGAGGACCUACGGCCGCAUCAAGAAGGUCGGGUUUGCGAACCUGGCCCCUGACGAUUUCCUGGUCUGGCUUGGACUGAUCUGCUAUGCCACCCAAGCAAGCCUGGGAUACAGCAUCGGCAACCUCGCCCAGGGGCUCGCCAACAACGGCAUGACGGACGAGCAGCGCGCGAGCAUCGACGUCAACGGCAAGGAGCACGAGCUAAGGGUUCUCGGGUCCCAGAUCCAGGUCGCCGGCUGGACCGUCUACUCGAUGCUCAUCUGGUGCUUCAAGCUGUCCAUGCUGUUCUUCUAUGUCAGGCUCACGGAGGGACUUGGUCGAGCGUACCGCAUGCGCGUGUGGUACGGGUUUGCCCUAGUGCUUGCGACCUUCUUUGGCACCAUCCUGACCAUCUUCUUGGGGUGCCGCCCAUUCAACCACUACUGGCAGGUCACUCCCAACCCUGGCAAUCAAUGCCAACCUGCUCUGUCCGCCCCCAUUGUCUGGUCGUCGUUCGCUGCCAACGUGUCGACCGAUAUCUACCUCAUCCUCAUCCCGCUCGACCUGCUAUGGGGCUCCACGCUCAAGCUGUACCAGAAGAUAGCGUCCACCAUCGUCCUGGGGACCGGCAUCUUCGUGCUCGUCUGCGCCAUCCUGAAGACCAUCUACGUUUUGGUGGACCCCGUCAACGGCGCGCAGCUGGCCGGCGAGUGGGGCACGCGCGAGGCCUUCACGUGCGUCGUCACGACCAACCUGCCCAUGGUCUUCCCGCUGCUGCGGCAGUGGCUGGGCCCUCUCCUGCCCAGCUUCCUCCGCUCGAGCCGCUACACGAGCGGCAACACCAAAAAGUACGAGACGCGGCCGGGCUUCCGCACCAUCGGCGGCGGCGACGGCAAGGGUGGCGCCCCCGGCAGCGGCGGCGGCAUAAGCGGAAGCGGCGAGGCGCGGACGCCCAGGAGGACAAAGGGCUCGGGCAACCCGGUCGAGAGCAACAUCAGCUUUACUGGGAGCGAGGAGCGCAUCAUGGGCGGCGGCGGCGGCACCGCGGCGGGCGAGGUCAAGCUGCAGCGCCUCAGCAGGAUCGGGAUGGCCGUCACGAGCCCCCCUCAGCAGGGCGUCGCCGUGGCGGGCGUGUACUCGCCGACCACGAGGACGGUGACGGCCAGCGAGAGGGAGGACGGCGUGGCGCUGCCGCGGGGAAACAACAUUGUCGUGUCGAGCGAGGUUGAGGUCACGUCGGACAGGGCCAGUAACGGCGAGCAGCGGCCACAGCGGCCACAUGAGGCGUGGUAG